AUGAACCAACCUCUCCCAUCAUCUUUACUGGAGAAUUUAAAUAAUCCUGAUAACAAGGAUGGUUUAAAAACUGUUCCCGAUCAUGAGAAGAGAGAUUAUUCAUCGGUUAAAAUUCAAGACAUGUUCUAUAAUAAUUGUGUUCCUCUAUUUAGGAGUCCUUAUUUACAUGAAUUAUAUAGUGGACAGGCAGAUGAUGAAUUUAUUGAUUUGGAUCAACAACAGGAAGCUGAGAUUUCUCAACAACAUCAACAAAAUUAUUUUCAUCAAUUAAAUUCAUUCAGAGAUUAUGAAAUUGAAUAUGAUGUGAUUGAACAGGCAAAGAUUGCUGUUUGCAUUCCUAACAGAGAGUGGAAUGGUGGAUUAUUAAUUCAUUGUCAUGGACAUAGAGCUAAGGGAAUUCCUCUUCAGGCAGAUUUGAAUCAUGAUAACAUGCCAAACACUUUCAGAGAAUUGAUUAGCCAAGGCUGGAUUGUUUCAAUGACUUCAUAUAGAAGAGAAGGAAUAAUAUUGAAAGAUGCAAUUUUGGAUGUUAAUAAUUUGAGAAAUUAUGUGGAGGAAAAACAUGGACAAAUUAAAUGUUGUAUUCUGGAAGGAAGAUCAAUGGGAGGAGCAAUCGUGACAUUUAUUAGUGAACUCCAUCCACAUUUAUAUGAUGGAGCUGUUUGUAUUGGUGCUGCACUGAGAGUAGACCAGAAAGAAGAACCUCUUCCUCAUCUUGUUUUACAAAACACUCCUAAAUUUCCAAUUAUUGGAUGGUCAUGUAAUUAUGAUCAAAUAGAUCGGAGGUUUAAACCAGUUGAGGUAAUGAAUGAAUUGAAUAAUGAUGUUGGAAAUUCAAAUGUUGAGUUUAAUCAUCAGGAUGGAAUGAAUAUUGUUGACAAUCAGGUGGUGGAGGUGAAUGAAAAUUGGAUUCAACAUUCAAUGACGGAGGAAACUAUUAGAAUAUAUAAGGAGGUUAUCUAUGUGGGAGUUCCUUGCUUCUCAAAUGAAGAUUAUGCCAACAUGUUGAGGAUGUCUGUGAAGGAAAUGAAUGAAACUAGGAAGGAUAUUCUUGCAUUGCUAUUGUCAAUUCAGUGCUUGUGUGAGAAUAUGUGGGGAUUUCUCCCAGCUGCUCAGAGAACUGCUGAAAAAUCAAGGGAUGUACUAAGGAUUGUUUAUGAGGAUUUUGGAAAUCCGUUUGUUGCUUCUUCAUUCCUUAAUUUGUCAUCGUUUUAUUCUGUCAUUGGAAAUGUAGAGAUGGCAAAAGGAUACUUGGCAAUAAUAGAACAUUUUUGCUCAAAACUAGAACAGGAUUCUACCAGACACGUAUUAAUAGAAAAGUAUAAUUGUAAGGUUGAUCCAAUUUCUUUCAAAGCUUUUUCAGCAUUAGUUGAGAUCAACUGUUCUGAUUCAUACCCUAUACCAGAUAUUGUUUCCCUGAAAAAGUUAUAUGGUGCCAUUUCAGAUGUUAGCCAGUUAGUUUACAAUUUAGAUUCUUCACUUGAAAAGAGGAUUGAGGGUAUGACGUUAUUUGUUGCUAUGGCAAUUAAUGAAACAUCAGAAAGACCUAAAUCAGAACUUUCAACCCAUAUUCUCGAUAUAUGUCUCAAAAUAUUUGUUAAUGGAUUGAAUAUUGUUAGGGCAAUUAUUAAUGGAUCCAAAUAUUCAGAACCUAGUUUAUUGGACGAGAAUACCAAAAUAAUGGAAUAUUAUGCCUAUGAAAUUACAAAGUUAUGUCAAGAUCCAGCGUCAGUGGUAGUGCCACCAUAUGUCACUUCUUUUAUAGUCACAGCCACAAAGUUAAAUUUUGAAAUUUUCAAAUCUAUUGUUAAGGGUGAUAGAAAAAAUAAUCAAAAUACGAUUAUUAUGAGAGAAGAUGGAAGUAUUGAACCUUCUAUGGAAACAGUUGACUAUCAUAGUGUUAUGAUGAUUGAAUUGAAUACUUUGAAACAAUUGAGUAAGAGAUAUCCGUAUGUUCACAAAAUAUUUGAAGAGGUGAAUGAUUUUAUCAUGAAUAAUGGAAAAGAAUCAAUGAUUAGAAAUACUAACAACAACAACAACGACAUUCAACAUUUUAUUAAUCUGCUAUAUGAAGAACCUUCAGAUAUUUACAGUGAAAUGAAAAAAUUUAUAGAUAAUUUGAAAAAGACAACAACCACUAAUCUAUAA
This is a messenger RNA of Naegleria gruberi, 2148 nucleotides long. RefSeq lists its product as uncharacterized. The record is from RefSeq and is a predicted model, not a curated record. The transcript is spliced from 2 exons. NCBI's taxonomy places the organism in Eukaryota, Heterolobosea, Eutetramitea, Acrasida, Naegleriidae. The coding region runs from base 1 to 2148 and encodes 715 amino acids.